Messenger RNA from Grosmannia clavigera kw1407, 2091 nucleotides. RefSeq names its product aromatic amino acid aminotransferase. NCBI's taxonomy places the organism in Eukaryota, Fungi, Ascomycota, Sordariomycetes, Ophiostomatales, Ophiostomataceae. Gene Ontology annotation, biological process: biosynthetic process. The record is from RefSeq and is a predicted model, not a curated record. The transcript has 3 exons. Bases 1 to 2091 code for a protein of 696 amino acids. Gene Ontology annotation, molecular function: pyridoxal phosphate binding; transaminase activity.
AUGAUGGAUCAAUCUGCAGCCUCUCUCGUCAGCUCUGCCGACAGCAAUGCAUCGGUGGAGUCUAGCCGGAGCCCCAUGCGGUCCUCUGCAGCAGCCCUUUCUGAGAAGCCUCUGCCGCUGGACCUGACCCAUCUGAUCUCUGAAGCGACCAAGCUGCGCAAGGCCAGCCGCAUGAAGCAGUACUACAAGUUCUUCCAGAUUCCAGGUGCAGGAAACCUGGCAGGUGGUCUCCCACACGUGAGCUACUUCCCCUACGACACACUCGAGGCACAGAUCGCCCAGCCCGACCGGUGGUUGCCGUCGCCGCAGACCGCCGUGCUCUCUGAUGGCACCAACACCGAUGACGAGGACGACGAUGCCAUCCUGAUCACAGGCAAGAUGGCCGGCGCCAAGCUGGCCUCGUCCGUCUCGUCCGCCCGCACAGCCCCGGCCGCCUCGCUGGUCUCACCGCCCAAUCGCCUGGCCCCGGUCCAUCUCCAGAUCCCCAAGACCGUGCCGCCCAGUGCCCCCGACAAGAAAAUCGAUCUGGCUUCAGCCCUGCAAUACGGCGGCUCCGACGGUUACGCGCCGCUGCUCUCGUGGGUCCGCUCGUUUGUCCGCGACCAUGUCCACCCGAACGUGCCCUAUCGUGGCGGGCCCGAGGUCAUCAUGACCGUUGGUGCCACCGACGGCCUGUCCAAGACGCUUGAGCUCUUUGUCAACCGCUGGAACCCGACCCACAACGACGUGCGCGACCGGCCCGGCCUGUUGGUCGAGCCGUUUAUCUACGGCAACGCCCUCUCCCAGGCCGCCGCCUACGGUCUGCAGAUCGUCACCGUCGAGGCCGACGAGGGCGGCAUGCUGGCCUACGGCCCCGGCGGCUUGGAGGAUGUGCUGUCCAGCUGGGAUUCCAGCCGCGGCCGACGGCCUCAUAUGCUGUACAACGUGACCCUGGGCCACAACCCAACCGGUAUCAUCCUAAGCAUUGAGCGUCGCCGGGAGCUUUAUGCCGUCUGCAGCCGCUUCGACGUUGUUAUUAUUGAGGAUGACCCGUACUGGCACCUCCAGUAUCCGUCUGCUGCCGAGGCUGAGGCCGUGUCACGGAACCUGCCCAGGCCCAAGCCCGCUCCCUUGACCAAGCCCAUCGGGCCGAACCAGAGGUCUUCGGGCUACGACUUCCUGGACUCGCUGGUGCCGUCGUUCCUCAGCAUAGACGUCGACGGCCGCGUCAUCCGCCUGGACACGUUCUCCAAGACGGUGGCGCCCGGCUGCCGUGUUGGCUGGAUCACCGCCCAGCCAGACCUGAUCGAAAAAUUCGUGCGCAUCACCGAGGGCACUACGUCACAGCCGUCGGGUUUUGUGCAAUCGCUGCUGUCGGAACUCGUCCGCGGCCCGACGCCAGCAGCACUGGCAGCAGCGGUGGCAGGCAGCAGCAGUAGCAGCAGGGGUGUCUGGGGCACCAAGAGAAGCAGCCCCAGCAGUUCCGGCAGCCUAGGCACCAGCAACAGCUUCGCCGGCUGGCAGACCGACGGCUGGGUCCGCUGGCUAGAGGGCGUGCGCGGCGAGUACGAGCGCCGCAUGACGCAGAUGUGCACCAUCCUCGACGACAACGCCUGCCAGCUAAAGCAGGGCACGCCGGUGCGGCCGUCCGAAGCCGACUGGGGCGUCAUCACCAAGACGAAGCUCUACUCCUUCUCCUGGCCGCGGGCCGGCAUGUUUGUGUGGGUUCGCAUGCACUUUGAGACGCAUCCGCUGUGGCAGGCUGCACGCUCGGGCAGCGGCGGCGAUAUCCUGGAUGGACCGGCCAUGCAGAUGGCCCUGCUGCUCCUGCUCACCAGCAAGCCGCACCUAGUGAUCAUCAGCCCCGGCGACAUGUUCAGCGCCUCCGACGAGGUGCACGAGGCCCGUGGAUGGGCCUACUUCCGCCUAUGCUUCGCGGCCGAGUCGGACGAGAACCUCGUUGCGAGCACGCACCGUCUGGUUGCCGGCAUCCAGAAGUUCUGGAAGAUCAAGAGGGUUAAGGAGAUUGAAGACCUCUUGGAAUCGUCGCCCAUCACGGCAGAGGAUGCCGCGUCAGUCACCAACCUGGGCGGCCUGGCGAUGGGCUGUUAG